GUUUUAGAGACAUCAACAUGUUUCAAAUUAAAUUUACAACUGAAAAGUGAUAAAGCGCGGUGAACAUUUCAAGUUGAGAAUUUUUGUGUUGUGUAAUAAUUUUUUGUAAAUAAGUGUUGUUAUUAAAUUUUUAUACACUAAGAAGUAACGGGAGAAAAUCUGUAAAAUGGCUGACUUUGAGGAGGAGAAUUUGGAGCUGCAAAGGCUAAUGGCAGAAAAUGUUAACGAUCUUGCUUCAAUAUGGACGGAAAUGUUUGAUGAAGAAAUGUGCUUAUAUAAUUUUAAAAAACUGAAGGAACAUGUGAAAACAUUUUUUACGGAAUUGAAAGAAGAGUCAUUGCAAAGAAGAGGACUUAUAGAAAAUGAAAUAAAGGAGUUGCAAAAAGAAGCAGAUAUGCUUUGUCGUUUAUUAAAAACAGACGUGGAGUUCCCCAGAAUUGAUGAAAAAAAUGUACCUUUGUUGGUUCUCCAGUCGAAAAUGGAUAAAAGUUUAACUGAAUUGCGAGAGCAAUUACGGCGGCGCCGAGAAGAAAUCUGCGAGUUGUUACUUGAGCAAGAAGGUCUAUGUGAAGAGUUGGGGGAAGCUCCUCGUCCUCUUUUGGCUGACCCUUUACCUUCAGAAGAGGAUAUUUUGGAAUUUCGUACUCACUUAGAUCAACUAAAGAUGGAGCGUAUGGAACGCUUGAAUGAGAUGUCAGUAUUACGCCGGGAGAUAAAAAAUUAUUUAAACAUAUUAGAGACACAAGUUAAUACCGACACGGAAGACAGACUAUUAAAUCACAGACAAAUUAAAUUGAAUGAAGAGACUUUUAAAGCGCUCAAACGUAUGCAAGAAUUAUAUGGGGCGCGGGUACAGGCAUUGUCUGAACGCAUAGAUAGUAUGCGUAAGAAAUUAGAUUCCCUUUGGGUGCGCUUGAAAACAUCGCCGAACUCUCGAAAUAAAUUUAAGCGUCAUACAGAAUAUAACCAGCGAACGUAUAAUGUACUUAAAGACGAACUGCAGCGAUGCGAAUCUUUGCAGAGUCAAAAUAUAAAAGAAUGCCUCCAACAAAUCCGAACAGAAAUUGUGGAAUGGUGGGAUAAAACACUUAAAUCGGAAACAGAGAGAAAUCGUUUUUCUAACUUUCACAAUAAUUGUUAUACAGAAGAUCUAUUAGUAUUACAUGAAAUUGAGUUGGAGGAUAUAAAACGAUUUUAUGAAAAUAAUCGGCAGAUAUUUGAACUUUUCGAUAAUAGGAGAUUGCUUUGGGAUCGAAUGAUUGCUCUCGAGGCUAAAGCUUCAGAUCCAGGCCGGUAUAAUAAUCGUGGAGGCCAAUUACUUAAAGAAGAAAAGGAACGCAAAACAAUCGCUACUAAAUUGCCGAAAAUUGAGCAACAGAUUCGAGAGUUAGUUGUUGCCUUUGAAGAAAAAGAGCAUCAAGAGUUUCGUGUUUAUGGCGAAAAUAUUUUAGAGUUAAUGGAAAAAGAAUGGGAGAAGAAACGUCAAGAAAAGGAGAAAAUGAGCAGUGCACGUAAAAAUGCUCAAACCCCUCAUCCAGUUACAGGUCGAACACCUAUGUCAGCGAAAAACGGUUCAAUGAUUUCAAUGCGUAAAGCCCCCUCUAACACUAACUUAUCCGCACUCCCGUCUGCCUCUGCCAACUCAGCGAAGAAACGGAAACUGCUUCAAAAUGAAAGAAAUACCCCGUUGGCUAAACGAAGUUUAGUUUUUCCACUGAACAGUCCUAGCGUUUUCACAAAACCAAUGAUAAACGCUCGUAAUACAGGCUCAACAAAAUCCUUCAAAUCGCCUUUGAAGAAAUCACGUGUCAUUGCAACCACAAUACGUCGUAGGUCGGGGCGUAAAAGUUCUGGAAACAAAAAGCGGUCCUCCUUGGGUAAGACCGUAAAGAAAAAUACCAUUGCUACACCAAAAAUUCUUAUAAAUGAUGGCUCUGAUUGGAACACUGAUGAAGCUACAGAUGAUGCAUAUGAAUCCUUCCAGAAAAGCAUUGAUCCCGAUUCACGUUCUUCUAUAAUACACACGGCUUUUUCACGCAUUGCUGCAACCUCAUCGACUAUUUCCACUCGGUCCAAACGAAUUCAUCCAAGUGAUAGCUGUGUUGUACACUUGCCUAAUCCCCGUGCUGGGUUUCACCAUCCACUCACACCGUCCAAAAUGUCGCCCGCUGCAAGCAGCCGAAAACUUACAACGAAAAAUUUACCUAUUAUAAUUUAAAUUGAAGAAAUGUAAUUUUAUUUGCCGUUAAUGAUUUAAGUUUUCUAUAUAUGUAUAAUUUGUAAUUUUCUAUGUUAAAGAUUCAUUGACAAUUUUGUAAUUGUUUUUAGGUAAGAUUUUUUUCUCAUGUUUUUUUAGCUUGAACAAUUGUUAUUACAAUGAAGUUUUAUCAUAAGGCGUUUGGGUGAUUGGACAAAAAAGGGGCUACACAAUAAAAAUAUUUUUAAUUUUCAAAUAAGUAAAGUUUUCGCAAUAAAUGCUAAAUAUAUUGAUUUA
Molecule: messenger RNA, 2494 nt
Organism: Bactrocera latifrons
Lineage: Eukaryota; Metazoa; Arthropoda; Insecta; Diptera; Tephritidae
Product: protein regulator of cytokinesis 1-like
Exons: 2
Coding region: 167-2218 (683 amino acids)
Biological process (GO): mitotic spindle midzone assembly; microtubule cytoskeleton organization
Cellular component (GO): spindle; cytoplasm; mitotic spindle midzone
Molecular function (GO): microtubule binding
Source: RefSeq, a predicted model, not a curated record